AUGGCUACAAUAGAAAAUAAAUCAAAGAAAAAUCGUAGUACAGGUUAUUUAACAUCACCAAUAAAUGUGAAUGCUGCUAAUCAUCUUUCGUAUUUAUUUCAAACAGCACAUAUAGUUUUAUUAACAACUGCUGAUUUUAAUUUGGUACGACAUCUUGUUAAACAAAUACGUGUACAUGCUCAAAAGAAACAGAUUCGAUUACAUCCUGAGAUGAAACGAUUGCUUUGUUCGUGUUGUAAUAUGAUUUUAUGGCCACCAUUAACUGCAAAUGUUCGUUUUAAUAAACGUAAAACAGGUAUUGUUGUAACAUGUUUGACAUGUAAUCGUUUUCGUUAUUAUCCUAAACAUAAUUCUUGGCCAACAGAACAUGGUGCUCAUAUACCAAGCGAUUGGCUUUUUAAUAUUUUGUCUUCAUCUGAAAAACAUUGA
This is a messenger RNA of Rotaria sordida, 429 nucleotides long. Lineage: Eukaryota; Metazoa; Rotifera; Eurotatoria; Philodinida; Philodinidae. The record is from the annotation of a GenBank genome assembly.